Drosophila eugracilis is the source of this 4614-nucleotide messenger RNA. RefSeq names its product SR-related and CTD-associated factor 4 (gene Isha). Bases 206 to 4093 code for a protein of 1295 amino acids. The record is from RefSeq and is a predicted model, not a curated record. NCBI's taxonomy places the organism in Eukaryota, Metazoa, Arthropoda, Insecta, Diptera, Drosophilidae. Gene Ontology annotation, molecular function: RNA binding. Gene Ontology annotation, cellular component: nucleus. The transcript has 10 exons.
GUCAACUUUACAGGUGUGGCAACGCUUGAGGCUAUAGGGCAGCCAUUUUUUUCACGCUUUGUAAAAAGUUUUUAAAAAGUCGUGAAAAUUGCAUAAAAUUCAACGAAAAAGCAUUUGGGCAGUUAUAAACGAUUGUGUGGACCAACCAAAGUAUGCUAAACUAAAGUUCGUGUGUGCGUGACGUGAGUGAACCGAACAAUUGAACAUGGAAACAGUGGUUGCCUUCAACAAUGAGCUCUCCGGACUCUAUGACAGCCGGCCGCCCAUUUCCAAGGCCAAGAUGGCCGCAAUCACCAAGUCGGCGAUGCGUGCCAUUAAGCUGUACAAGCACGUCGUACAGAGCGUGGAGAAGUUCAUUUUAAAGUGCAAGCCGGAGUACAAGGUGCCUGGACUGUAUGUGAUCGAUUCGAUAGUGCGCCAGUCUCGGCACCAGUACGGUAUGGACAAGGACCUGUUCGCGCCCCGCUUUCAGCGCAACCUCACCGAGACCUUUGCCAACUUGUUUCGAUGUGCACCCGAGGAUAAGAGCCGCAUCAUCAGAGUGCUCAACUUGUGGCAGAAGAACAACGUCUUCAAGUCGGAGGUCAUCCAGCCGAUUUUCGACCUGGCAGACCCGAACCACCCUAUCUACCAUCAGAUGCCACCGGUGAGUGGUAGCGGAGGUCAGGGCAGCGGUGUGGGUCCCGGACCGAGUAGCAGUGGAGCCCUCAGUUUGGCAGACAUAUCAAGCGGUCCAAACGGACUCAACAGCUCUGGAAUGGAACUGAGCAUGAACAGCUCGGGGGGCGAGGAUAAAAUGGGUGUCAUGCCUGAUUUGUCGCUGGGCCAUGAGAAGUUUGGCGGCAGCAGUAGCAGUUCCAAGCGUCACUAUUCGGAGCAGCACUACUCAAAGCGACAGUCGGUGGCCUCCUGCUCGUCAAAGUCCAGCAAGUCCCAUCAUCACAAGCGGGAGUACAUUAAAACCUCGCACGAAAUCGAUUACCAGGUGCGGGAGAUAAUCGAAGAAGAGGAUGACGGCCUGCAGGUGCUGAUGGCCGAUGACCACCACUGCAUGGGUGACGAUUCACCGCCCACCUCAUCCAAGCUAUUAGACAACAACAAUCUCAAGCAGCUGCUGAAUGAUCCCAAUGUGCUGCGUCAACUGCAGACGCUACAAAACUUCCAAAAGUUCAAGCAGCAGGAAGAGAACCAAAAGCACCGCUAUGCAGAUGAAGCACUACAGCAACAUUUUCAGAACGUUAUGAAGGGAAAUUCUGGGAUGCAGCCGGGCAUGGGAAUCGGCAUGGGCAUGAACAUGAAUUUGAACGACAGCAUGGACCUCAACAAGGAUGUCGAGUUCAUAUCGGAGCAACAGACUAUUGAGGUAAUCAACCUGGACGGUGCCGAUUCCCGCAGUCCGACACCCGACCGUGAUCGCUACAAGCGCAGUCGCAGGAGUAGUCGGAGCCGCUCAAGGUCUCCGCGUGGACGAGGAACUGGAGGAGCCGGAGGAGGCGGCCCUGGGAACGACCGACGACGACGUGGCUCCCGUUCUCGAUCGCGCAGUCGAUCCCCACGUUCCAGCCGCCGCCGAGGAUCGAGGGACCGAGACCGCAUGGAUCGGAGCAACCGAGACAAGGAGCGUGAUCGCGAGCAUGAACGUGAGCGUCGCAAGAAGGGAUUGCCCGACAUCAAGAAGGAGCACCUCAGUGUGUGCAGCACCACGUUGUGGGUGGGCCACCUGUCCAAGCUGGUUUACCAGGAGGAACUGUCUGACACCUUUGGCGAGUACGGUGACAUUGUGAGCAUCGAUCAGAUUGUGCCUCGUGGAUGCGCCUUUAUUGUAAUGAAUAGGCGCCAGGACGCUUACAAGGCCAUGCAAGCGCUGAAGAACCACAAACUGCAGGGGCGCGCUAUCACCAUCUCAUGGGCUGCCGGCAAAGGUGUUAAAAGCAAGGAGUGGAAAGACUUUUGGGACCUCGAGUUGGGCGUUACGUACAUUCCUUGGUCCAAAUUGAGCCAGGAUACGGAUUUUGAUGCCCUAGAGGAGGGCGGCAUGUUUGACGAGGACACCAUGCCCAACCAAAUGAAACAGAAGAUCAACCAAGCAAAGACUGCCGGCAAGGAGAAAAAGGUUUCUCCCAUUGCAGAGGUAGUUGGUGCGGCGAGUGUUGGCGUUCCGCCACCAGGUAUGAUCUUUGGCAUUGACACGACCCAGCCGCCGCCAAUUGGGCCAGUCGGUCCUGUGGGUCCUCCUCCUGGCCCGGGAGCACCACCUCCGGGACUAAUGGGUAUGGUAAGGGGACAAUUCCCGAUGGCCCCUCCCAUGGGCAUAAAUAUGCCGCCGCCCAUGAUGAUGCCCCCAACUAAUAUGCCGCCACCUAUGAUGAUGCCAACGACCAAUAUGCCUCCACCGAUGAUGAUGCCACCGGCCAUGAUGCCGCCAGGGUUUCCAGGCAUUGGAGGACCCCCGCAUCCCAUGGGCUUGCCCCCAGGAACUCCGUUCCCACCACCAGGAGCCGUACCUCCGCCAAUGCCCAACGUAGGGCAACCGUCCGCCAAUAGCGGCAACGUGAGCGACGAUCAAAUGGACAUUGAGAUGGAUCUGGAGGACGCCCCACCUCCGCCACCGCAACAACAAGCUAACUUUAACCCUUCGCCCAACAAUGUCGAGCUGUCUCCAGUGUCCUUGCCUAAUGAGAUGUUCCAGCAGCGGGAAAGAGAGCGUGAUCGAGAUAGGGAUCGCUCGCGGGGCCCGGGAAAUUCGCGCUGGGGCGGACGUGAUGAUGUCGUCGAGGCGGCUGAGCGUUGGCGAGCCGAAAAUGGUGGUGGGGGAGGUGGUCCAGGCCCUGGACCUGGUCCUGGACCGAACGCAGCUUUCAAUGAGGCAAGAGCCCGUCUUAACCUAAAUCCUAUUGAUCACGGCAUGCCAAGACCAGACUUUAUGGAUUUUGACAAUCGCGGUGGACAGGGUGGUCCUCGAGGAAUGGGGCCGCGUGGGAACCACAACGGCGGCCCAGGUGGUGACUUCUUCCCGCCCAACAUGAAUCACAAUAGAUUCAAUCAGCCCACCAGCCUAAUGCAGAUGCGUAUCCCGCCACCGACCUUUAACCAGCGUAUGGGCGGGCCAGCUGGUAACGGUGGCAAUGGCGUUGGGCCAAUGUUCAUGCGGAACCAAGGAGGCGGAGCUGGUGGUCCUGGAGGUGGACCGGGAGGUCGACAGCAGGGACCAGGUUUCUUUAAUCCUCGGAAUCCAUUUAAUGAUAACCAACGCGGUCGAGGAGGACAAGGAGGAGGCGGUGGCCGUGGCAUGGGUGCAGGCGGACCUAGCGGACGAAACCGUUGGAGCGACGAUGAAGAUGAGGCUGGGAACAAUUUCAAACGGCGUGGCGGUCCUGGAGGGCCUGGCGGUAAUCGGUUCCGUGGUGAUCGCGGAGGCGAAAUGAUGGACGAUCGUCGCGGUAACAAUCCACGUGGAGGCCGCGGAGGUCCGCGAGAGGAUCGAGAACGUCCAGGCUUCGGAAACAGACGCGGCUCGCGAGAUGACAGCAACCGCCAUUCAAUAAGCUCCACGGACGAGGGCAACAAGCCCGCUUCAGAGGCUGACCUCAAGCCUAAGCAUGACGUAACCACAAUAAUUAACUCCAACACUGGAUCGGCCCCUGCAACCACCAAGGUAGACACUGAGGAAGACUGGGAUCAGGAGCUUCAGGACUACGAGGCGAGAAUGGAGGCUCAAAAGCCAGGGGAAGAUCCUUCUCAAUUCGGCAACAGUCCUCCGCAGGACAAGAUGCCGGAGGAGACUCAGAACUUUGCCAAACCAGCUGACGUGGCGAGCGAUUCUUCGUUUCCAAAAUCACAAACAGAAGCGUCAGCCGCCUGCACGCCCCUCUAUGACGAGCUGCCACCGCCAGGGAACUCCCAGGUCCAACCACAGAUCUCGAGGGAAGCGGAAGGCUCUCCACCCGCCCAGGAGCUCCAAGUCAUUCAUACAGAGGCUGCCCCCAAAGAGGAAUCGGUUCCAGCGCAGGCUACUGAACCUCAAACGGAAGCUCCAUUUGCGGAGGAACCCGAAACACAAGCUGCUUCCGCCGAUGUCGAAGCCGAUGCAUAGGCGAUAGACAGAUCAACUAAAAAAGAGACGCGUCUUUGAGAAAAAACAACAGAAAUUGUAACUUAUGAUUUUCCUUACAAAGUAACUUAAGUGAAACUCCAUACAUCCGAUAUUUUUCAUAUUUUUUAACAAGAGAUUACGCAGCAUUUGUUGACGAGAAAGAGUCGUUCGCUUUUAAAAUCAGAUUCAGUUUAUUUCGCGUAAUUUUACUUGUCGUACAAUAGGGACACUACUACUGAGGACUAUGUGGAUAAACAGAUAUAGCAAAUAAUUAGCAAAAGAAACGGAUUGUAUGGACAGGAAAUUGACAGGGGAGCUUGUGUGGAAUUAAAAGCCCAAUCAUAAACAAAUCAGCAAUUGCAAAACUUGAAAUGUUUAUUAUUUUGUUAUGUAUUUAGUUUUAAGAGUAUAUUUAACACUCAGAUUGUUUCUAAUGCGCAGAUUCUAAGUACACGCAUAAUUAUGUACAAUUCAAAUAUACCUAUAUUAUCGGAUACUAUAAAAUAAAAAGUGAAAACAAA